AUGGCUGAUUUACUCUUUCUUGGCCUGUGGGUUCAAACCCUUGCUGUCCUAGGGGCUCUGUUGGUGACGAAGCUCGUCUGGGAUGUCCUGUUAUCCCCCUUGAGAGCCUUUGACGGGCCUCUUCUAGCCAAGUUCACUAACAUCUGGCGGGCCUGGGAGGCCUUUGACGGCCAUAUUGAUCGGACAUAUAUUCAGCUACACCGACGUCAUGGGUCUGUGGUGCGAGUAGGCCCGAACGCCCUGAGCAUUUCAGACCCCAGCUUGAUCCGAGUAAUCUAUUCCACGCGGAACCCUUGGAGAAAGGUACCUUAUUUCCCUCCCGGCUGUCAUGACUCGUAUCACCCCAACGACGCCCUGGUGAAUGGCCAUCGAAUCACCAAUCUCUUCAACACACAAGACGAACAAUGGCAUGACCAGAAUAUCCUCCCAAUUCGGAGCUUGUGGCGGAUGUCCAAGGUCUUGAACUACGAGCCUCUGAUUGAUGAGACUAUAAAUAAAUUCGUAGACAAGCUCGGUUCCAGGUUCGGUGGGGGCAAGGUCUGCCCUGUUGAUGAAUGGAUUGGAUACUUUGCCUGGGAUGUAACUGCAAAUUUCAGCUUCGGUCGACACUAUGGCUUCAUCGACCAGGGGAAAGAUGUCGAUAACCUGAUCGCAGACUCGACCAAAGGUCUUAUCUACUUUGCGCCUGUCUCCCAAAUCCCCUGGAUCGACCAUCUCCUAGACAAGAACCCCAUCGUCCGCAUCGGCCCCAAACCCACUCUAACCGGCAUCCUCUACGCAUUCAAAGUCGUCGCCGAAUACCAAGCCGAACUCAAAGACAAUAAAGUCAAUCCCGGCACCACCGUCGACCACACUCUCGCCAAAUACGUCCAACUCAAAGAGACACACCCGGAGAUGGCUACAGACGUCCAGAUCGUCAACUGGCUAAUGCUGAGCAUUCUCGCCGGUGGGGAUACCUCGUCUGCCGUCAUGCGCGCAGUCGUAUACCAUCUAGCUAAGAACGCAGACGCGCACCGAGCACUCGUCGCAGAACUAACAUCUGCCGGUCUAUCCAUACCGGCUCAGUGGAAGGAUAUCCGUGACUUGCCGUACCUGGACGCUGUUAUCCGCGAGGGCAUGCGUCUUAACCCGGGUAUUGCGAUGGUGUUUGAGCGUGUUGCCCCGCCUGGUGGCUACACUUUACCUGAUGGCCGGUAUAUCCCUGUGGGGACGAAAGUGGGCAUCAACCCGGCCGUCACGGGUAGAGACUGCGGAGUGUUUGGCGAGGACGUGGAUGUUUUCCGGCCUGAGCGGUGGUUGAGGCGUGAUGAUGAUGGAGAGGAAGGAGAGGAAGAGUAUCAGGAGCGUCAUAGACGGAUGCGUGAUACUUGUGACUUUGUGUUUGGGGCUGGGGCGAGGGUUUGUAUGGGAAGGCAUCUUGCUAUGCUGGAGAUGAAGAAGUUAAUCGCGACGUUGUAUUACACGUUUGAUCUGCACCUGGUUGACCCGAAGCACGAAUGGUCCUGUCGGAAUGCCUGGUUUGUGUACCAAAGCGACAUGCCUAUGAUUGUUACUCGUCGGGAGUAG
This is a messenger RNA of Aspergillus versicolor CBS 583.65, 1566 nucleotides long. RefSeq names its product cytochrome P450. Gene Ontology annotation, molecular function: oxidoreductase activity, acting on paired donors, with incorporation or reduction of molecular oxygen; monooxygenase activity; heme binding. The transcript is spliced from 5 exons. Lineage: Eukaryota; Fungi; Ascomycota; Eurotiomycetes; Eurotiales; Aspergillaceae. The record is from RefSeq and is a predicted model, not a curated record. The coding region runs from base 1 to 1566 and encodes 521 amino acids.